UCCAAAAUGGCGUCCAAAGCUGCCAGCCGUGACAAUUUGAUUCAGUAUGUUCAGAUCGAUGGGCUGGUUGCCCUCAAGAUCAUCAAACACUGUCAUGAAGAGUCGGCAGGUGGCUCAGACCUUGUACAGGGUGUCCUACUUGGACUAGUUGCUGAGACGGCAAAUGAUAAAAUUCUUGAAAUCACCAAUUGUUUCCCAUUCCCAAGGCAUAAUGAAGAUGAAGAAUUUGAUGAAGUCCAGUACCAAAUGGAGAUGAUGAAGAACCUACGUCAUGUAAACAUUGACCACCUCCACGUCGGCUGGUACCAGAGUACCAACCUCGGCUCAUUCAUCAACCGUGCUUUCCUUGAGUCGCAGUUCAUCUAUCAACAUUCUAUAGAGGAAUCCGUUGUACUGAUUUAUGAUCCCAAUAGAACUACUAAAGGACAGCUUUCCCUCAAAGCUUUUAGGUUGACUCAGGCCAUGAUGGAGCUUUACGAGUCUACAGAUUUCUCACCAGAAAGCAUCAAGGCUUCUAAGAUGAGUUUCAACAAGAUGUUUCAGGAGAUCCCCGUGGUGCUGAGGAACUCUCACCUCUGCAACGUGCUGCUCUGUGAUCUUGAGGAAAUGGCGCCAUCUGCUCCGCAGACAACUCAGUUCUUGGAUCUAGCAACCAGUUCCUACUUGGAGAAGAAGACCAAACUGUUGAUGGGUUGUGUAGAUGACUUGAGUCAAGACUGCAACAAAUACUUCAACUUCCAGAGGCAGGCUGCGAAACAAAACCAAGCAAAACAACAAUAUCUCAUGAAGAGGCAAGCGGAAAACCAAUCGAGAGUAGGUCGUGGAGAACAGCCACUCGGAGACGAUGACAUCAAUAAGAUGUUCAAACCAUUAGUCGCACCCCCUCGGUUGGACAGUCUGCUCACUUCAAGCCAGAUCGACCGCUACACGAAACAAAUAAAUGAAUUCUCAGCGCAGAGUUUCGGCAAAUUGUUCAUGUCUGAGUGUUUACAAGAGGAACGUAAUACACCAGCUCAGCAAUGAUAAUGUGGACUAUUAGGUUUUAUAUUGGAAUUGGGAUGGGGUCAUGGCACGUAUAUGAUAUUCUAACUCGUUUGGAUUUAAAGAUGCAGUACGAUCCUAUUGUGACUCUGCUCCUAGUCACAGUUUUAGAAGAUGAAUACUGCUCAUUGUUUGCCAUCAUUGUAGUCAACAAGGAACUAUGUCCGAUCUAUCUUUUUAUGCCUUCUGAAAAGUAAAGCAAUCUCACAACAUGUAAAGUAACGAUCACUUUCUGAUUAAGUUCAAUUGUUGGUAAAAUCAUGUUGAGGAAUUUGAAUAUUGAUGUGUAUCAAAUAAAUACUGGAGCCAUUGUAAAA
Messenger RNA from Lineus longissimus, 1358 nucleotides. Its product is annotated as eukaryotic translation initiation factor 3 subunit H-like. Lineage: Eukaryota; Metazoa; Nemertea; Pilidiophora; Heteronemertea; Lineidae. The transcript has 7 exons. The coding region runs from base 7 to 1023 and encodes 338 amino acids. Gene Ontology annotation, molecular function: translation initiation factor activity; protein binding; metallopeptidase activity. Gene Ontology annotation, cellular component: eukaryotic 43S preinitiation complex; eukaryotic translation initiation factor 3 complex; cytosol. The record is from RefSeq and is a predicted model, not a curated record.